GUGAGUUCUCGAACGCCGUUUUUGCCAAGGCGGUGAGGCGGGGAUGCAUGAUGGACAUUAGUAAUCAGCCACUUGCGAAUCCGAGUACUGCGACCGAUUUGAUAUAUGUCAUCAACUAACUGAUCGUCUUUGAGAUGUCUCUGCUCUCUUUGAAUUUAUAUAUAUAUCCUUCUUUGUUCCGCGUUUGUUUUGCACUGGAAAUGCAGAUAGACAGAUAGCGUCAUUUUAUUAAUUUAUUGUUACAAGACUCUUGGAUUUCUUCCAAAUGGACAACUCCGUCUAUGCCAACUACCCCCCGCCAUUGAGUCCUGAGCAGCAAGAAUAUCUUGUCUCCACGGUAAAAACAUGGGCUCUACAUCAUGGACUAUGUGUCAAACCGUCACCGUCAUUUAUCGAGACGCAAUUGGAUCCCCAAGGCGUCUUAGCAACUAAUGCGCCCGUCACUCUUUUUCCCAGCCUUUUCCCCAAAUCCUGCUUUGACCGUGCCACUUCAAUUCAGAGAGCAUACAACGAGUUAUAUGCUAGGAUCAGCAGCGAUGAAGCGUGGUUGGGGAAGGUUAUUGAAGAGCUCAUUGACGUGGAUGACUUCGUCGCAAAUCUUUGGAAGGUUCAUCUCAGUGUAAAAAAGGAUGGAUAUGUUCAGCCACUGUCACUAGGCCUUUUCCGAUCCGACUAUAUCGCCCAUCGGCCUCCUGGCUCAGUAGAACCAUCCCUCAAACAGGUGGAAUUUAACACCAUAUCCUCAUCGUUUGGAGGUCUUUCAGCCCUUGUCACUGCAUUGCACGCAGAUCUCUUGUCCUCACCUCCUGGAAAUCCCAUUACAUACCCGACACAUCCAAUUCUGAAAGAUCGUAGGCCCCCAGAAAAUACUGCCACCACCUCCCUAGCCAGCGGUCUAGCAUCAGCCCACAAUGCAUAUGGCCCGUCAAAGUCAGAAUCCUCACUACCAUUGUGCAUUUUAUUCAUUGUUCAAGCCGGGGAACGAAACUUAUUCGACCAGCUGGAAUUAUCCACCCGGCUUACUGAUUUCCACAAAAUCCCUGUCUUCCGACUCAUAACGACAGAUAUCCUGAAAUUGACCUCGAUUCCUUCCUCCAACUCUGCAAGGCCAUUAAUAUAUGCCCCUCUCCACGCCCCUGCCACCAAGUUUGAGGUAACCACAAUUUACCUACGCGGUUUCUAUGGACCGGCGGACUACCCAGACGAAUCCGCAUGGGCUGCUCGAACGCACUUAGAGCGUUCUGCCGCGAUAAAAUGCCCUUCCGUCCUCAGUCAGCUAUCUGGCUGCAAGAAGGUGCAACAAGUACUUGCAGACCCCAAUGCUGAGACAGAUCACCUCACCCGUUUCCUCCCAAACACCCCCAGCCAAACAAUCGAGAAAAUACGCGCAACGUUCGCCCCGCAAUACGACCUCUCAACAUCUGGACGUGGCCGUGAACUUGCCCUCAAUCCUUCCACGGCAGUCAACCAUGUCUUGAAACCACAGCGUGAGGGCGGUGGGAACAAUAUCUACCGUGAUGCGAUCCCAGGAUUCCUACGCUCUAUGCCGGAGAAGGAUUGGAAGGGAUGGAUUCUGAUGGAACUGAUCCAGCCACCUGAUGCGGCUAAAAAUAUAAUGCUGCGCAGUGAUGGAGAGGUGUUGAGUGGGCAAGUUAUUAGUGAAUUAGGAGUGUUUGGUACUGCACUUUGGAAGGAUGAUGGUGAGCUAGUACAUAAUGAGCAAGGAGGUUGGCUGCUGAGGACUAAGGGGAAGGAAAGUGAUGAGGGCGGUGUGGCGGCGGGGUUCUCGUCGUUGGAUAGUCCCCUGCUUCUUUAAACUCCGGGACGCAGAAAUGGGCUUGAUGUGGAGGUUUGUUAUAAUAACGUGCGAAUGGCUUACAAUGUCUUGAUGUGUGACUUUAUGAAUUACUCGCCCCAACUUUUUUGCUUACAUCGUUAAAUUACCUCUGAGAAAUAGACGUUAGAGAAAAUCAAUUGUGUUUAAAAUUUCAA
Blastomyces gilchristii SLH14081 is the source of this 1992-nucleotide messenger RNA. RefSeq names its product glutathione synthetase. NCBI's taxonomy places the organism in Eukaryota, Fungi, Ascomycota, Eurotiomycetes, Onygenales, Ajellomycetaceae. The transcript is spliced from 2 exons. Gene Ontology annotation, molecular function: ATP binding; glutathione binding; glutathione synthase activity. Bases 266 to 1816 code for a protein of 516 amino acids. Gene Ontology annotation, cellular component: cytosol. The record is from RefSeq and is a predicted model, not a curated record. Gene Ontology annotation, biological process: glutathione biosynthetic process.